Beauveria bassiana ARSEF 2860 is the source of this 4182-nucleotide messenger RNA. RefSeq names its product DNA-dependent RNA polymerase. Gene Ontology annotation, molecular function: DNA-directed RNA polymerase activity; mitochondrial promoter sequence-specific DNA binding. The transcript has a single exon. NCBI's taxonomy places the organism in Eukaryota, Fungi, Ascomycota, Sordariomycetes, Hypocreales, Cordycipitaceae. The record is from RefSeq and is a predicted model, not a curated record. Gene Ontology annotation, biological process: mitochondrial transcription. Gene Ontology annotation, cellular component: mitochondrial DNA-directed RNA polymerase complex. Bases 1 to 4182 code for a protein of 1393 amino acids.
AUGCUCUCUAGGCAGGCUCGCCGCGGCGCGUCUGCCACCCGAGCACUGCAAUUGAGCCAUGUACGACCACAAUUACGACUAGUACCCACUCAAUCGAACGUCCUCUGCGUUACUCGGCGUCAUCUCGUCACUAGAACGCUGGGACACUGGCGCAUAGAGAGACCUGAUGCUGGUGUGCGACGAUCCCAACACCGAGCUCUUGCGACCGCCGUCGACGACUUCAAACUUGACAAUUCCGUCUAUGGCAACUUCUCAGCAUCACAGAUGCCAUCAUUUUCAUCACCUCUUCGACCUUAUGACUUGACGCCGUUCGACCCAGCAUCUCCCCUCACGAUACCGGAGGCUCCCGCCACAGCCCCUGUCCAGACUAAGACCAGUCCACACGGCAUUCCGGGAGAAGCAGACGACAUGCUUCUAGUCUUUGAUGCCUGCAUCAGAGUUGGAAAACUGGACCGUGCUGCUCUUGUAUUGAAGCGCAUGAAUCUUUACCAAACUCUUUCUCCCGAGGAGCGCACUCUUCUCCACAACCAAUACCUGAGAGCUUCACUGGUACAGUUGAGGGCCAACCCCGACCGACGACAAGCGGAACAGCUUCACAAGUUUUACGAAAUGAAUAUUCGCAACAAAGGUCUGCCACAAACAGCCGAGACCGUUGCUUGCAUGCUCAAAGCGUCCAUCCUGUCCGAACGUGGCGCUCGACUGACUCGUCUCAUCACACGUUAUAUGGGAAUGGCUCCGGGCGAAUCUGGCCUGCGUGUUUUGAGUAUGGCCGAGAUCCUGAGCGAUCAAGAUCUGGCUGUUAUCACCGCGCAAUGCCCCACCUACAACUAUUCUGCUGAGCCAGAGCUCGAGGUGGAUAUUAUGGAUGACGCCUCGCUCGAAGAUGCAUCUACAUUCCAGCCAGAUACUAUUGAACUUUCUUCUUCGCCAAGUUCCGGAUCCUUGCCCGAACUCGUGCCCACACCCCAGCGCGGCGAUUCGUUGACUGCUUUGAAGGAGGGAUUGAAGCUAGUCGGCAACCUUGAAGCGUUUGAUACAUCAAACCUGUCCAACGAAGAUCUACACAGCUUGCAGCUCCAGCUUGAACGCGAUUCAAUAAGCGCCGCUCUUGAGAAAUGGAGGAGUCAGAGCAAGCAGCUGCAAAAGGUCGGAAUUACGCCUGGUCUGACUGGUUCGAAAAAAGAAGGCUCUUUAUCUAGCUACACGUCAUCAUGGCUCAGCGCUAUGGAGGUGCGUAUUCAAGAUGAGAUUGCUCAAGUGGAUGUAUCAGAGGGCAAGGAUGUCAAAACAGAGAGGGACAUUGAAAGAUGCAUCUACGGCCCCUUUAUCCGACAGGCAGACCCUGCGAGGUUAGCCGCGGUGACCAUACUCAGCACUUUGAACGCUGGUGCCCUCCUUGGAGUUGACAAGGGCAUUGCCAUUCAGAAAAUCAUCAAUACUAUCGCCAAGCAAGCACACGAAGACAUUGAGUUACAGAAAAAGCAGAAGAAGACAACCCGACGCCGCAAGGUCACAUAUGAUGCCUCGAAAGCGAAACCUAAAGAAGCCAAUUCUGUACCCCAAAUCACAGAAAGCCAAGAAGCCACAAAGCGCAUUGAAGAUUCGGCAAGCAAGCCAUGGUCCAUACAAAUCAAAGCCCAAGUUGGAUCAUUUCUCCUAAAAGCUCUCAUUGACUCCGCGAAGGUCAAUGUCAUCACGCGACACCCUACGACUGGAGAGCGGGUCAGCCAGUACCAGCCCGCCUUCACCCACAUCCAGCAGCCACGCAAAGGUAAAAAGGUUGGCAUGCUCAUCAUGCACAAUACUCUGGUUGAGCAGCUCAAGCGCGAGCCCAUGGGAGACUUUCUUGCCAAGCACCUGCCCAUGAUUGUUGAGCCGAAGCCAUGGAAGAGUAUGCAUCACGGUGGCUUUCUCGAGAGCAAAACUAGCGUAAUUCGAGUGCAGCCAGGAAACGUUGAACAGCGACUUUAUGCCAAGGCCGCUGUUGAAUGUGGCGAUAUGAAGCAAGUCUUCAAAGGUCUUGAUGUUCUCGGACAGACGGCAUGGCAGAUCAAUCGCGAUGUAUUGAACGUCAUGAUGGAGGCCUGGAAUACUGGUGAAGAAAUUGCCAACAUGCCAGCUCUGGAACCAAAGUUUGAUAUACCAGCCGAACCCGACUCGACCGUCAACCCUGCUCUGCACAAGAAAUGGAUCCGCGACGUCAAGGCUAUUGAAAAUGAACGCUCCGGCUUACACUCACAGCGCUGCUACAUGAAUCUGCAACUGGAGAUUGCGCGCGCAUUCCGCAAUCAGACCAUCUACUUCCCCCACAACGUCGAUUACCGUGGUCGUGCAUAUCCCAUGCCCACUUACUUGAAUCACAUGGGCGCUGAUCACGCACGAGCUGUGCUUUCAUUCGCCAAGGGCAAACCUCUCGGUGUAACUGGUCUGCGAUGGCUAAAGAUCCAUUUGGCGAAUGUCUACGGCCUCGACAAGGCCAGCUUUGAAGAGCGUGAAGCCUUUGCCAACGAAAGCGCCAGCAACAUCAUCGAAUCGGCGACCAACCCGCUUCACGGAAGCCGGUGGUGGCUCAAGGCGGAGGACCCAUGGCAAUGCCUCGCCGCGUGCUUUGAGCUCAAGGGAGCACUUCAGCUCGAAGAUCCAACUACCUAUGUCUCUCAUCUGCCAAUCCAGCAGGAUGGUACUUGCAAUGGCCUACAACACUAUGCUGCCUUGGGCGGUGAUACGUGGGGUGCAAAGCAAGUCAAUCUUGAACCAGGUGAUCGGCCUGCAGAUGUUUACUCGGCUGUGGCGGACCUAGUCAAGCAAGCUAUCACCAAGGACGCUAAAGCGAACAACAAAUUCGGUCUCGUGCUAGACGGCAAGAUUACUCGAAAGGUUGUCAAGCAGACUGUCAUGACCAAUGUUUAUGGCGUCACGUUUUCUGGUGCUAAGAAACAGGUGUGCAAGCAAAUAGAUGCCCUGUACCCCGAUCUGGGCAAGCAGUGCGGCAUUCCACAUCUGAUACUGGCCACAUAUAUCGCUCGGCAUGUUUUUACCGCCCUGGCCACUAUGUUCCGUGGUGCUCACGAUAUCCAGUACUGGCUUGGUGAAAUUGGUGGACGCGUUUGCCGCGCCCUGACACCUGCCCAGUUGCAACACAUCGCAGACGAGUACUCGAAUGCCUCUGCCGACACCAAGAAAGGAAAGGCAGCAAAGGCACCCAAGACUAGAAAGUCGGGCUUUGACGAGCUAACUAAACAAUUCCGCUCCACGGUGGUCUGGACAACUCCGCUGCGCAUGCCAGUCGCUCAACCGUACCGCAAGACGACUGCCAAGGAAAUUCGAACCUGCCUUCAGUCCCUUGCGUACCACUCCAGCGACUCUACCGACCCCGUCAACAGAAGAAAACAACUUCAAGGAUUCCCGCCCAACUUCAUUCACUCUCUAGACGCGAGCCACAUGCUGCUCUCUGCGCUUGAAUGUCACGAGCGUGGUUUGGACUUUGCAGCUGUUCACGAUUCAUUCUGGACUCACGCUGCGGAUGUCAACGUUAUGAACGAGGUAAUUCGAGAUUCGUUCAUCAAGAUCCACGAGGAAGAUGUUAUUGGACGCCUAGCUGCCGAGUUUGAGACACGGCACAAGGGGUCUCUAUUCCUGUCCCACAUUGAUGGCGCAUCCCCAGUUGCCAAGAAGAUCAAGGCCUUGAGGAAGAAGAGCAACCUCUCUCCCAGAGAAGAGCUACUCCUCGAGCACAAGCGCAACUCUCUGCGUCUUUCGGGCAACCCUUGGGAUCUGGAAGCCGCCAAACAGAUCAUCACGCCUGCCGCUGUGUACGAGGAAAUGGCUGCCGCAGAGCCCGACUUGGAUAUCGCGGAAGACAUCCGUGACAUUGGCCUGGGUGAAAUAUCCGCCGAAGAUGCCACAGCCGAUGCCAACGAAAACAAAAUGGCACUUGCGGACGAGAGCUCGGAUUCGACCGUUGCAAGUGAACUUAUUGAAUCUGAGGCGCUCCUCCACGAUCUGGAGAGCUCCAAUUUUGAAAACGCGGCGCUGCGUGACCGUCCAGUCAAAAAGACCAAAGCUUCUGCCAACAAGCGAGUGCCAGUUCCCGUCUGGCUCCCGCUGACAGUUCCUGACAUACCCAAGAAGGGCGACUUUGAUGUCAGCCGUCUUCGAGAGAGCCAAUACUUUUUUUCUUGA